AUGUUAGACUGUGAUAGCAUCAGUAACUACCAUACUUGCGAGUGUAAGAGAUUACAUUUGGGUGGAAAACAGUGGAAGAUAAAAAACUGGCAGAGAGCUGCAGCAGUACAGUGUUUUGUGCCCUCCCAGCAGGAGGAGGAGGAGGGGGGCCGGUGCAGGUGGUGCAGCAGCUGCAGCAGCCGCCUGCGCUGCCCUUGCGGGGGAUGCCCCGGCCUGGACGCGGCGCGCGCCUUCAUGCUGGUGCUGGCGCUGUGCUCGUGCGCGAUGGCCGCCGCAGGGCUGGCGUCGCAGUUGGCACCCCUGCCGGACUUCCCCGGCGAGGCGCUGCUGAGCGUGGCCGUGGCCAAGGCGGCGCUCUACACGGCGCUCAACCUGCUGCGCCUGCUCAUGCGCCGCAUGCACUACGAGGAGCGCACCGUCGAGGACAUGCGCUUCGACUUCGCCACCGGCGAAGAUCAGCCGUACCAGCACUCCGUCGUCGCGCGGAAGUCGCUGCGGCCGGACAGCGUGAAGACGCGAGAGCUGUGGGCGCAGAUCGCGGACGACGUGCUGGGGGGCGUGCCCGCGGCGCUCGCCUUCGUCGCCUUCAACAGCCGACUGCUCGCCGGCCAGACGCUCUUGGCAGACUUCAACGACGCAACCAUCAUAGCGCUCGCCUCCAUCGGCAUCCUGUUCAAGGCGGUGAGACUGGUGAACGGGGUGGUGGGCGUGGUGCUGCGGAAGCGCGCCGGGGAGAUCUCGGUCGCCGGCAUCUGCGUGAACGCGGCGUGCUGCCUGGCGGACACGUGCGCGCUCGCCAACUUCGCCAUCUUCUUGCUGCGCGUGGCCGGUGUCUUCUCCAUCGACGCCGGCACGACCGCGUGGCUGCUGCCGGUCGUGCACGUGCCCGUGAUCGGCAAGCAGGCGCAGUACGUGAAGCCGCCGACCAAGAGCCGCAUCGGUGGACCCGCCUGGGCCGACCCCAACAGGAAGCCCACGGUGCUCGGGCCUCCGUAGCAGCCGCGGCACGCUACUCCAUAGUGAUAUGGACCGUCGGUCGAUACUGUAGCGCAGCGUAGCGGCAACGUGCUGAAGCACUGUGAACGCCAGCGCUCCUGGUGUCAAGUUUUCGUACUAUGAGGACUGGCGUAAUUAGACUGUUUAUACAAAAGUGCUCCAUCGAAGUUAUCUAAGCGCUCAAACUUAAUUCCAUAACUGUUCUACUAUUGUUAUAAUUCCCAGAUCAAUAGAGAUCAAACACCGCUGUAAAACAGCUGUAGUGUAUCCGUUGAAAAUUUUGGGAAUCCAUUAUGAGCUUAACAUUUCCUUUUUUGGCGAACUAGUCGCUUAGGACCACGCGAAAUCAGUGCUUGUCGCCCUUCCUUUCAGUUCAUUAUUCCUUCUUGAAAAACGAAUGAGUGUUUCCGUUCCUCCGUUCAUAUUAGCUGUUUGAUACUUCUCUCUUUUUCCUUCAAUACCCCAUGUUGUGGCACUUUCCUGAUUGCAAGUCUCUCAUGUAAAUUUUGCGAUCCUAAUUCCUUGAGAUCUUUAUCUGCUUGUACCACUUGGAUCUAGUAACAUUAUUUUUCAGAAAGUGUGGAGCUAAUGGGUUAGUCUGUUGGGCUCCAUUCUUCCUGUGUGUCCCAUGAGUUGAAUUCUUCGCAUACGCAUUGUAACCGUUAUUUAAUGAGUUGCGUGUAGAUAAUCUACUUUAUUUAUAAUCAAGUUUUUAUGAAUUUCCUACUGUGUUAUAACAUGUGAUUAUGAAUACGUCUUCCAGAUGCUUUAAAUAUAAAUUUUUACUGUACAUACAAAUCGAAAUCGCUUUCGGACUAAUUUCCUCUCAUAUCCUCGACGUCGUUUUCAUUUAGUUUUAUUUUAUAUUUUUAUAUUUUCGUUGGUUGCUGUUUCU
Schistocerca americana (American grasshopper) is the source of this 1891-nucleotide messenger RNA. RefSeq lists its product as uncharacterized. The record is from RefSeq and is a predicted model, not a curated record. The coding region runs from base 1 to 996 and encodes 331 amino acids. Lineage: Eukaryota; Metazoa; Arthropoda; Insecta; Orthoptera; Acrididae. The transcript is spliced from 3 exons.